This is a messenger RNA of Ilyonectria robusta, 723 nucleotides long. RefSeq names its product 50S ribosomal protein L30e-like protein. The record is from RefSeq and is a predicted model, not a curated record. Gene Ontology annotation, molecular function: box H/ACA snoRNA binding. The coding region runs from base 1 to 723 and encodes 240 amino acids. Gene Ontology annotation, cellular component: box H/ACA snoRNP complex. The transcript has 2 exons. NCBI's taxonomy places the organism in Eukaryota, Fungi, Ascomycota, Sordariomycetes, Hypocreales, Nectriaceae. Gene Ontology annotation, biological process: ribosome biogenesis; rRNA pseudouridine synthesis; snRNA pseudouridine synthesis.
AUGGCCGCCGAGAAGCCCGACAAGAAGGAGAAGAAGGACAAGAAGCGCAGCGACGAGUCUGGCGUGUCCAAGUCCAAGAAGGAGAAGAAGGACAAGAAGGAUAAGAAGGAGAAGCUUGCCGCCGCCCUCGAGGAGAAGAUCCAGCAGGAUGCCGCCCCCAGCGCCUCCGUGAACGCCGACGAGGACUCCGACAUGGAGGAGGACAAGGUCGAGGAGCUUCCCCUGGAGCGCACCGUCGUGCCUUUCGCCAUCCCCGUCGCCGAUGAGAAGGGCAUGAAGAAGGUCUACAAGACCAUCCGAAAGGCUGCCAAGCAGAACACCCUCAAGCGUGGUGUCAAGGAGGUCGUCAAGACCCUCCGCAAGUCUCCCCCCUCCGCCCCUGGCUACACCUCGUUCCCCGGCAUUGUCAUCAUUGCUGGCGACAUCUCCCCCAUGGACGUCAUCUCCCACCUGCCCGUGCUGUGCGAGGACCACAACGUUCCCUUCAUCUUCGUCACCUCGCGUGCCGAGCUCGGCGCCGCCGCCAAGACCAAGCGACCUACCAGUGUCGUCAUGAUCAUGGAGAAGCCCGAGGGCAAGAAGAGCAAGGACAAGUCGGCCGACAAGGACGGCGAGGACGACGGCGAGGCGUUCGGCGAGAGCUACGCGUCGCUGGUCAAGUACGUGCAGAAGGAGUACUCCAAGCAGGCCGACUGGGUCAAGGGCGAGUCGUCGAAAGUCUAG